AUGGCGGAUCCCUCCGGAGAACCCCCGCCGGAGGCUCAGGCGUCCCCCCCCUCAGGGCAGAGCUCCGAGCAGCUAGACCAGGGGCCCGGCCAGGAGUCCCCACCUGUCCAGGGGCCGUACCAGCCCACUCAGCCCGGCCAGGGCCCUCCACCCGGCCAGGGCCUCUACCAGCCCACCCAGCCCGGCCAGGGGACUCCACCUGCCCAAGGGCCCUACCAGCCCACCCAGCCUGGCCCCUACCAACCCUCCCAAACAGGACAAUCUCCUUAUGAACCUUAUGAACCUCGACAAGCCCCUUAUCAACCUCACCAACCAGGCCAGGAUACCACACCAGGUCAAGCUCCCUAUCAGCCUCACCAACCAGGACAAUCUGCGUAUGAAGCGCAUCAAGUGGGACAAGACCCGAGACGAAGCAUAUAUCAGCCACAUGCCCCGGGACGAGACCCCUAUCAGCCACAGGAACCAAGAGGAAGCCUUUAUCAGCAACAAGAACCUAUGCAUGGUCCUUAUCAGCCUUUUGUACCUGGACAUGGCCCUUAUCAACCACACGACCCAGGCUAUGGGCUCUAUCAGCCAGGAUACAGCCCAUACGAGGAUGAAAUACCUGAUCCUGAACCUAGAGCACUGGCAAUCCAGAAUGCAAAGGCCUAUCUAAUGAAGAGCAGCACAAAGUCUGGCUUGAAUUUAUAUGAUCAUCUUGCUCAAAUGCUGACCCAGAUCUUGGAUGAACGCCCUAUAAAUGCAGUAGACAUCAUUGAGAAUAUCAGUAAGGAUGUGAAAUGGGCUCAGUUCCAGAAAAAAAUGGACACCCUCCGUGAUGAGCAUGAAAUGCUUCCAACAUUUGAGCUGGCAGAGAAAUGUAAGGCUCUGUUCCUCAAGGGGACAGGAGAGGGAGGAGAUCAAGAGCCAGAAGAGGAAAUAACAGAUAGCCCUCUACCCAAUGUGAUGGAGACAGCCUUCUAUUUUGAACAGGCUGGAGUCGGCUUGAGCAUGGAUGAAAACUACCACAUAUUCCUUGCCCUCAAGCAGCUCGUCAGCAUGCAGCCAAUCCAGACAUGUCGCUUCUGGGGCAAGAUCUUGGGCUUGGAGAUGAACUAUAUUGUGGCUGAAGUAGAGUACCGUGAGGGGGAAGAGGAGGAGGAGACAGAGGAGGAAGAAGUGAUUGAGGAGGGGGGAAAAGAGGGGAGUGAGGACAAAGAUGAAGAAGAAGAUGAGGAGAAAGAAGAUGAGCCACCAAAGUCCACCUAUAAGUCCCCACCAGUGGUCCCAAAAGAAGAAAACCGGACUGGCACCAAUAAGUUUAUCUAUUUUGUCUGUAAUGAGCCAGGCAAACCCUGGGUGAAGUUACCUCCAGUGACACCAGUGCAAAUUGUGGCUGCCAGGAAAAUCAAGAAGUUCUUCACUGGAAGGCUGGAUGCUCCUAUUGUGAGCUAUCCACCUUUCCCAGGGAAUGAGGCCAAUUACCUGCGUGCUCAGAUUGCCCGGAUCUCAGCAGGGACCCAGAUCAGCCCACUGGGGUUCUACCAGUUUGGAGAGGAGGAAGGAGAUGAAGAGGAGGAGGGGGGAGCAGGAAGAGACACAUAUGAAGAAAAUCCUGACUUUGAGACCAUUAGUGUGAUGGAACUUGUGGAUUCCCUUUCCAACUGGGUGCAUCAUGUACAGAAUAUUCUAAUGCAGGGCCGCUGUUCCUGGAUUAACCCCUCUCAAAAGUCAGAGGAAGAAGAAGAAGAAGGUGAGGAGGAAGAAAAAGCAGAAGAGCCAGAUGAACCACAGCCAGAAGUGGGACCCCCUCUUCUGACUCCACUCUCUGAAGAUGCAGAAAUUCAGAACAUCCCUCCUUGGACAUCUCAGUUAUCCACAAACCUGGUUCCUCAAUAUGCCAUUGCAGUCCUUCAGUCCAACCUGUGGCCUGGAGCAUACUCCUAUGCUAUCGGCAAGAAAUUUGAUAAUAUCUAUCUGGGCUGGGGUCACAAAUACAGUCCAGAUAACUACACACCCUCGAUGCCCCCACCAGUGCAGACAGAGUACCCUAGUGGGCCAGAAAUCACUGAAAUGAAUGACCCUACUGUGGAAGAGGAGCAGGCACUCAAGGCUGCACAGGAAGAAGCUUUGGCUGCAGCUGAGGAAAUGGAUGAGAUGGAGGAAGAAGAAGAUGAAGAUGAGGAUGAUUAA
Messenger RNA from Terrapene triunguis (Three-toed box turtle), 2172 nucleotides. RefSeq names its product radial spoke head protein 6 homolog A-like. The record is from RefSeq and is a predicted model, not a curated record. Gene Ontology annotation, cellular component: radial spoke; axoneme. Gene Ontology annotation, biological process: cilium movement involved in cell motility; axoneme assembly; cilium assembly. Bases 1 to 2172 code for a protein of 723 amino acids. The transcript is spliced from 8 exons. NCBI's taxonomy places the organism in Eukaryota, Metazoa, Chordata, Testudines, Emydidae.